AUGGUUACAAAAGAUCCAAUAGACAAUGGUGAAGUCUUAGAUUUGAGUGUAAAAAAGGCGAAACCCAAACAACAGCGAAAAUCAACAAGUCUGUAUUCACAACAAUUAUCGCAGUUACUCUCGCCACCAUCAUCCACUACAUCAACGUCAUCCUCAUCUUCAGCUUCUCUAUCACCUAAAACAAGUGUCACCACGUAUCGUACAUCAAAAGCCACAAAACGUCCUAUCAUUGAAGAUACAUCACUAUUGUCAUCAACAACACUCGCACGUACAACAACAAAACGUCCAUUAAGAUUUCAAUGUAAAUACUGUGAUUAUAAAGCACCAUCAACAUCAUUAAUGCAAAAUCAUAUUUAUCGUCAUACCGACUUGACACCAUAUUCAUGUGCCUAUUGUGGUCAUAAAUCAACGACAAAAUCUACCAUCAUGGUACAUAUUGAACUUUGUCAUCCAAAUAUGGAAGUUAAAAUCAUAGAAAAUCGUGUACGAGAAACAGAUUUUUAUCGUGAUUUAAAUAAUGACAAUAACAACAAAUCAUCUUCCACAUCGCCAACACCAAUGCCGACUCUUACAUUGAAAAAAAAUAAAAUAAAUAAUAAAAACUUUUCAUUGUCAUCGUCAUCGUCGACAAUUAUUGUCGAAGAACCAAAAAUGAAAAAAUUACGUUCAAAUAGUUAUGAUGAAGUACCUAUUAAUGGUGUGGCCAUAUCAUUGAAAAAUAUUGCUGAUCCAAGUUCACCAUUAUCAGAUGAUUUUAGUGAUGAAACAGAAAAUGUUGAGCCACUUAUUGAUGAAGAUUUUGAUAAUAAUGGACAUGAUACCGACGGUUUAUUAACAAGUGAUGAUCAAACAGAACAACAGCAAACAUUAAAACUGAAGAUUCAAGUUGAAACGUGUAACACAAUUCAUCAUAGUACGAAAAAAUAUGACGACGCGAAAGUUGAUAAUGAAGACAAUGAAUAUAUAACAGUAUUCAAUAGACCAAAACAGUAUUUUGGUAGUUUAUAUGAGCCAGAUAAACAGUAUGCAUGUAAACUAUGUUCAUACACAACAAACCAUCGACCAUCAAUGGAAGAUCAUGUUUAUGUUCAUACAAAUGAGAAACCAUACAGAACUGAUGAAACUGCAAAAUGUGGUUAUUGUGGUGAAGAAAUUUAUACAAGAUAUGCGGCUACAUAUCAUAUUAAAUAUAAGCACGCUGGUAUGCCAAGAAAUUUUAUCCAAAAUAAAGCUGAUGUUACCCAAUAUUAUGUUAAUCGUGCAAGAAAAGAAGAUGAAAAAAAUCAAUUCAAAUUAAUUGAUACCCGUCGUGUUCGUUUGCCACAUAGAGAAAAAUCAAAAACUGAUCAAUCUCCAUCUAAAUCUGUCUCAUCUGCGGAUGAUGCAAAAUCAAAUGUUAGUUUAGUGCCAUUAUCAACCACUGCAAAUUCUUCUCCUCUACCAACAUCAGCUAUUGAAAAUCCACUAUCAUUUUUGAAUUCUUCAUCUAACCUCACAAAUGGUCAAGUUGAUUAUCGUUUUCUAUUAGCUUGGUCCUAUUACUUGGCAACACAAGCCUGGCUAUCACCUUUAUAUUCACAACAAGAAUCUACAACACCAAAUAGUAAUGUUCAACAAAAACAACAAUUUAUUCAGGCAAUGCAAGCUGCGGCUGUUUUAGCUGCUACACUAAAAACGCCUCCCAACAUGUCAUCAUCAUCAUCAUCGUCAUUGAAAUCUAGUGAAAAGAUAACCGAUGAAGAUGAUUCUAGUGACAAUGAAGAAGUAAUCUUAAAAGUAGAACGUUUUGAUGAACCGGAACAAUCGUCAGCUUUAGUUAAUAAUAAUGAUGGUACAUUAUUGAUUAUUAAAGAAGAAAAUGAAGAAGAAUAA
Didymodactylos carnosus is the source of this 1872-nucleotide messenger RNA. The record is from the annotation of a GenBank genome assembly. Lineage: Eukaryota; Metazoa; Rotifera; Eurotatoria; Philodinida; Philodinidae.